Molecule: messenger RNA, 1454 nt
Organism: Corylus avellana
Lineage: Eukaryota; Viridiplantae; Streptophyta; Magnoliopsida; Fagales; Betulaceae
Gene: NAC090
Product: NAC domain containing protein 90
Biological process (GO): regulation of DNA-templated transcription
Molecular function (GO): DNA binding
Source: RefSeq, a predicted model, not a curated record
UAAAUAAAAAUAGAUUCUCCCAAAAAUGGGAGGGGGGUCCUGAUCCAGUUGAACCCCACAAGUCACAAUACUCGGACACUCGAUUCUGAUUGGCUACCAGUGAGGUGCAGAUAACAAUGCCUGUACCGGCAAAACAGGGUAGAAAGAGAGGGGCAGGGGGCUGACUGGUUCAAAAGAGGAUAUUUAAUUUGACACUUUCUAAUUUCUAUUAGCACCCAGCCACCAGGGGAGCAUUGUUAGGACAAAAAGACAUCAAUUUUCUCACAUAACCGCGUAAACGUCUCCACCCUAUCACAAACUUCUUCUCUCAUUCCACUGGACAAGUCUCCCUACCCCACCCCUUUUCUCUCUCUCUCUCUCUCUCUCUCUCUCUCUAUAAUAUUUAUAUAUAUACCUCAUGUCCAUUAUAGACAGCAGCAACAACAACAACAAAAAUAGAAGGUACGAGAAAUGGAGGAUUCCCCACCAGGUUUUCGCUUCUACCCAACUGAAGAAGAGCUAGUUUCUUUCUACCUCCACAACAAGCUAGAAGGGAAGAGACCAGAAAUCAAACGGGUCAUCCCAGACCUCGACAUUUACGACAUAGAACCCUGGCACCUUCCAAAGCUUUCAGGAGAGCGGUGUAAAGAGGACACUGAGCAAUGGUUUUUCUUUGCGCCAAGACAGGAAAGGGAAGCUAGGGGAGGAAGACCCAGCAGAACUACUGUUUCUGGGUACUGGAAGGCAACAGGCUCUCCUGGCUAUGUGUAUUCAUCGGAUAACCGGGUGAUUGGAGUGAAGAAAACCAUGGUUUUCUAUAAGGGGAAGGCUCCUACUGGAAGGAAAACCAAGUGGAAGAUGAAUGAAUACAGAGCCAUUGAAGAAGUAACCAGCCCAUCUAGCACUGUUGUUCCCAAGUUGAGGCAUGAAUUCAGUUUGUGCAGAGUGUAUGUGAUAUCAGGAACCUUCCGUGCAUUUGAUCGACGCCCAGAAAUGUCAACAAGAAAAACACAACAAGAACAUCCCAGUGACGGGGCUGGAACAUCUUCUCAGAACGCUACAAUGGUGGAGAAAACAAGCUCAUCUGAAACUUCUUACUCGGGAGGAGAACAUGCUGAUCUCCCAGAGACUUUAGGAAGCAUUACCUGGGAGCUAAAUGAUGGUUUAGAACAACCUCUAUGGGAAUGGGAACAACUGAAUUGGCUUUAAGUCAGGCCAUGAGCAGACCUGCAGACCUGUUGACGAAGCAAGCAAUAGAAUAGCGCUUACUUUAGAUGUACUAGAUUCUUUAUUUCUUUUUCUUAUAGAAAGAAGGGUAAUAGUGAAUAGAUCAUGUAAAUAAACAUAAUUCUUGUGGGACAACCGAAGCUAGGAAUAACCUGCAGGAUGUGAGGGAAGUUUUGGGCGUAGAUUGCAUGUUGACAACCUCCAACUUUAAUAAAAUUUGAAAAUGGCAUCACCUUUUCUCUCUCCCA